UAUUCCAAGUUUGGGGAGUUCUUUUGCAAGCUUUGCCCUAACAAAGAUGUUGAAAAUGCUGAGAAUUCAUACAAUCAAAACUUCAAAGGUCUAUACUGCACAUGCGGGCGUCCGUAUCCUGAUCCAGAGGCUGAACAACAGGAGGAGAUGAUUCAGUGUAUCUUGUGUGAGGAUUGGUUUCAUGAAGAGCAUCUGGGUCUUGAGACUGUUAACGAGAUUCCUAGAGACAGUGAUGGAGAACCUCUGUACGAGGAUUUCAUUUGCAAAACAUGCUCAGUAGUAUGUUCUUUUCUCACACUGUAUCCUCAAGCAAUCCGAGCUUCGGAAUGCCAGGCUGGCGUUUCCACUUCUAAUACCAGUAAAGAUAAAGGUGUAAUGGAAAGCCAUCCCACUCUCUGUGCAAAUGGCAAACUCGAGAAUAGUGUAUAUUCUGGUUCUUCUGGAAACGAUGUUGUACUGAGUACUAGCCCAAAUCAUGUGGCGAUUGAGAAGGGAUCUUCAAGCAACGGAACUCUUGAGAAGAACAAUUGUUCAGAUGCAUGUGCAGAGGAAGACAGUACUGUUCACACUGCUUGUGCCUUAGGUUCUGGUUCCAUGGCAUCUCCACCUGCUACUUCAGAGAUCAAACCGUUCUUUCUGGCCAAAAGCUGGAGGGAAUCUUUGUGCAGAUGUGAAAAUUGCUUAGAAAUGUAUAAGCAGAAGCAUAUAAGCUAUCUUAUUGACAAGGAGGACUCAAUUGCUGAGUAUGAGAAAAUUGCAAAGCAGAAGAGGGAAGAGAAGCUGCAGAAACAAGAGGGUGCCGAGUUGGAUUUUAUCAAUAAACUUGGUCAUGUAGAGAAAAUGGAGAUACUUGGUGGUAUUGCAGACUUUAAGGACGAGUUUCGUUCUUUCCUGGAGUCAUUUGAUCCAUCGAAGACAAUAACAUCAUCUGACGUGCAUCAGAUCUUCGAGAAUCUGGCAAAGAAGCGCAGGCGCAACUAGUGUGCUUUGCUUAGAAAAACCGAGGCAGCACUAAGCUCUUGUUUAAGUUAUGCAGCCUUGUUGGGUUAGUUUGAGAACUGAACUACAACCUUGCGUACUGAUAGAAGGAUGGCCGACAUGGAAACAAUAUCAAUAUGUUAAGUCACAGCAGGACCUAACUCGGGUUGUAGAACCCUGUCUUAUCAUGUGUUCAACUUUGAUUUCCCUCAACACUUGUUUAUGUCAUCCUGUUCUAUUUGAGAUAUUGGUUUGUUUCAUCGAAGAUUGGUUUGUUUCUCUGUCUAACAUUUUCUUCCAUUGUCAACGUCAAAGAAGCAACAGAUUUCGCUAGGAGGUUGGACACGUAGCGAGAGAUCGGCCAAACUGCUGAUCUGUUUCGGCAUUGCUCGAGGUAGAGAGAUUUGUUCCCUUUUGACGAACAACGAACUCAACAUGUGGUUAGAGUAAAGUUGUUAAUGAUUCUAUUGGACUGGAGGACUCAAAGAUCCUGGUAUAGUGGUAUGUAUUCCAAUUAACAAUGCACGUCUUCUUAAAUUACACCUGUAAAGUAGAUUGAUUCAUAUAACCAUGCAUACUUCUUGCUUCCUAACGGACCCUUUCUUCCAAGUGCAUCUCUUGGGAGUAUGUACGACGUACUUAGAGUAUGGUUUGGUUUUCAUAUUGUUAGUUAUGUAAUUGCCUAGCAAAAGGCUUAACUACUUGCCAGAACAGAACUGGUUUACAGACCAAAAUGUGAAGACUGAAGACAUGGCCAAACUCUCCAGAUGGUCAGCUAAAACCGUCGCCUGGGUAGUCGUCUCAGUCAAAUCUCACUCUCUCCAAACUGAAAGAGACAUGCAAAGAUUAGUAUUGAAGCCCUGAAUUUCUCUCUCUCCUAGUCUCCUUAUUAGGGAUUCAACAUCAUUGAAUUAACUUUCCCCUUACCCCUUUUGGUUCCCUCCAAAACAGGAGUCCAUUUCGUUUACCAUGUCAAACCUCCACCAUAAGUUAUAAGUUAGGUUUACAUAGCAUCAUGAUGCCGCCA
Molecule: messenger RNA, 2005 nt
Organism: Linum tenue
Lineage: Eukaryota; Viridiplantae; Streptophyta; Magnoliopsida; Malpighiales; Linaceae
Source: the annotation of a GenBank genome assembly